AUGCUACCAGAUGUAUUAAAAGCCAUAAUUGAAGUACUCAAGGAUUAUAUUAAGUUACCAACAAACGAGGAGCAAUGGAAAGCGAUUGAUUUUGACAAGCGAUGGAACUUUCCACAUUGUAUUGGCGCCAUGGAUGGAAAACAUGUGGUCAUCCAAAGACCAGAAAAUACAGUGGGCGAAUUUCAUAACUACAAAGGAACACAUAGCAUAGUAUUGUUUGCAAUUGUAGAUGCAAACUAUCGUUUUACAUAUGUUAAUGUUGGUUGUCAGGGUCGUAUUUCGGACGGUGGUGUUUUCAAAUCCACUUCAUUUUAUAAGCAAAUUGAAAAACACGAAUUUAAUUUACCAAAUAGUGAACCACUACGUGGUAGAACCAUGUCAGUACCUUACGUAUUAGUUGCUGAUGAUGCAUUUGCACUAAGUACCUAUACUCUGAAACCAUAUUCAACCGAUUUAAAUGUGGGAUCACCAAAAAGAGUGUAUAAUUAUAGGUUAUCAAGGGCAAGACGUAUCGUUGUAAAUGCGUUUGGGCUUCUCGCAUCUGUAUUCAGAAUAUUCCGUAAGCCCAUUGAAUUAAAAGCCGACAGUACUGUAAUUGAUGUUGUUUUGAGUUGUGUUUACAUACACAAUUUUCUACGAAUGCAGACAGAUUCUACACGGGAUUACUGCCCUCCAGGUUGUUUUGGUAAUGAGGAUGUAAGCACUGGAGAAAUCAUUCCCGGGUCAUGGAGAGUAAUAACUGCCAAUGACAGCGGUUAUAGGCCACUUCAAAGAAUUCCUCCUUUCAACUUUGAAGCUACUGAUUACAUAGAUCUUAUCGACUGGCAAACAUGCCAUAUCACCGAGCCACCGCUCACUGUUAAGCUUACUUUAGACAAGUUCAAAGAAGUGGUCGAUAAUAACGGUUUAGAUUGUGAUGACGAGAUAAGACUAUUUCCAUGUCACAUUCAAGCAGAAGCAGUGUCCUCUUUCAAAAAUUAG
Messenger RNA from Acanthoscelides obtectus, 981 nucleotides. Lineage: Eukaryota; Metazoa; Arthropoda; Insecta; Coleoptera; Chrysomelidae. The record is from the annotation of a GenBank genome assembly.